Molecule: messenger RNA, 1163 nt
Organism: Chenopodium quinoa (quinoa)
Lineage: Eukaryota; Viridiplantae; Streptophyta; Magnoliopsida; Caryophyllales; Amaranthaceae
Exons: 3
Coding region: 488-1066 (192 amino acids)
Cellular component (GO): chloroplast
Source: RefSeq, a predicted model, not a curated record
CCCUCUACACGAUGUGUAUCUUUGGUAUGCACUUCGGGUCUUCGGCCCAGUUUACUUAGCCACAAUUCAUAUUGUUUCACCUGUGCACCAAAAUUUUUACAAGCGGCCUAGUUCGUUUAGCUGUGGCUCAUAGACUCAUAGUUUUCCAUUUGUGCCCCACAAGUACAAAACGAAUUCAUAAUUUCAUGCCCAAGACAAAAGCAAAGGCAAAAAUUAAAUAAAACUCAAUGACUAAGAAGAACCCAGAGUUGAUGUUGACACUAUUUGUGAUGUGUGAAUCAGUAGCAGCCACAGAAAAUUAUGUGGUAGGAAUUCUUUUUCCAUAUAUUUCCUCCCUAAGUGACCAUUUAUGAAUCAUUAAUUCAUGAAAAAAAUUGCUGAUUUUAUUAGAAAACUGCAGUCCAACGAAUAAAUAAAAAUGAUGGAAUUGAUACUUUAGAUAGCUCUGCAAUAUGGAAAUAAGAGGACCAAUUCUUGAGAAAAUUCUAUGGCUUUGAACUUCACAACUACCUCUGCUAAUAAGGCUUUGUUUGGUUGUGUCCCUAAAACUUACUCAAACUUCCCUAAAAAUAAGGAUCUUUUUAAGCUCUGCCCUUUAUCAGGAGUACAGUUAAGGUCUGCAGCUGCUCAGUCUGAAGGAAGUCAAGGAAGAGUUACAACAGAAGAGGAGAUUGAGGAUUCUGCUUAUGAGGAUGCUGGGCAAUUCACUUCUGCACGGGCGCAGCUGGGUCUAUUGGAUCAACUAACUUCAUCAGCAGCUUCUGGUUAUGAAAGUGACCCUGGUUCAUCAGGAAAUGUAACCAUACGAGAGCAGCUUGCGCAACUGGUGGGUGGCAGAGAUGAUGAUUUCAUCAUUGCACUUGGUAAGAAGAAUUUGAAGAAAGUGAGCCCCAAGUUCUUGACCAUAUCUCAGAAGCGCAACAUCAGAAGACAAGACUACCUGAAUGAAGUGUCCAAAAGGAAUGAUUCAGUUUUUUUUGCUAGCAUUGGCGCGUUUGUGAUCCUUCCCCCUGUAGUUAUACUAGGUAUUGCUAUUUUAACUGGCUAUGUACAACUCCUUCCUUGACACUAUACUGUAAAGAUUCAUAAAGUACAGUACUUUAGCUCAUAGCUCCAUUUUGAGCCAUUUUUUUUUUACUCUACACCUAUAAGAUUAUAACCAA